Nematolebias whitei (Rio pearlfish) is the source of this 1206-nucleotide messenger RNA. It is a transcript of the gene elovl1a, whose product is annotated as ELOVL fatty acid elongase 1a. Gene Ontology annotation, biological process: fatty acid elongation, saturated fatty acid; fatty acid elongation, monounsaturated fatty acid; fatty acid elongation, polyunsaturated fatty acid. The transcript is spliced from 8 exons. NCBI's taxonomy places the organism in Eukaryota, Metazoa, Chordata, Actinopteri, Cyprinodontiformes, Rivulidae. Gene Ontology annotation, molecular function: fatty acid elongase activity. Gene Ontology annotation, cellular component: endoplasmic reticulum membrane; endoplasmic reticulum. The record is from RefSeq and is a predicted model, not a curated record. The coding region runs from base 55 to 999 and encodes 314 amino acids.
GGGGAAGCUGAAGACUUAAAGAGGUUUUAGCUGAACGAAAGGCAAGCCGUCACCAUGCUGCGAGAAGCCAUAACAAGCGUCGCAAAGUUUCACGGUUAUCUGAUAAGCAGAACUGAUGCCAGGGUCAAAGAUUACCCUCUGAUGCAGAGUCCCCUGCAAAUGACCAGCAUCCUGGUGGCCUACGUCCUCUUCUCCGUGUACGUAGGCCCUCGCAUGAUGGCAAACCGCAAACCUUUCGGCCUCAACCGAGCCAUGAUCACCUACAACCUCUGCAUGGUCUCGCUGAACGCCUACAUUGUGUAUGAGUUCUUGAUGUCUGGAUGGGCCACCACCUUCACAUGGAAAUGUGACCUGAUUGACCCCACCAGCAGCCCACAGGCUCUCAGAAUGGUGCGGGUGGCCUGGUUGUUCUAUUUUUCAAAGUUUAUUGAACUUCUAGACACAGUAUUCUUUGUGCUGAGAAAGAAGCAAAGUCAGAUCACAUUUCUCCACGUCUUCCAUCACUCCUUCAUGCCCUGGUCAUGGUGGUGGGGCGUCAACCUCACGCCUGCUGGGGGAAUGGGAUCAUUCCAUGCUAUGGUGAACGCAGCAGUCCAUGUUAUUAUGUACACCUACUACGGCCUCUCAGCUGCCGGGCCUCGCUUCCAGAAGUAUCUGUGGUGGAAAAAGCACAUGACUGCCAUCCAACUGACGCAGUUUGUUCUGAUCUCCAUCCACAUCAGCCAGUACUAUUUCAUGGAUCAGUGUGAUUACCAGGUCCCACUGUGGAUCCACCUGAUCUGGAUGUACGGCUUUUUCUUCUUCCUCCUCUUCUCCAAUUUUUGGGUGCAGGCCUACAUAAAGGGCAACCGGCUCCCUGCCAUAGAUCACAAGUCAAAGCAGAAUGGGUCGACCAGUGAACACAUCCCUGUAAUGUCCAAUGGUAAACCCCAUGAAAAUGGAUAUGCUAACCACUAUGCUAAUGGUAAAAUCGUCAUGGGCAAAGUGAAGGAAAUAUAAGUUUGUGGCUCUGGAAACAAGGAGGCACAGACGUUUAGUGUAUUUUUUUUUAUUGUCUUUUUUUUUUUUUUAAUCAUCUUAAAUGUGCCACUUAUUUAUAACUAGUAGCAUAUUUGAGAAACAAAGGUUCGAUGUGCUACCUCUGAUUUGAAUUUGUAAAUAGAUCUCUUCUUUUAUGAACUAGUCACCACCGGGAUAUGAUUGGCA